Molecule: messenger RNA, 1350 nt
Organism: Solea senegalensis (Senegalese sole)
Lineage: Eukaryota; Metazoa; Chordata; Actinopteri; Pleuronectiformes; Soleidae
Product: ecto-ADP-ribosyltransferase 5-like
Exons: 3
Coding region: 396-1286 (296 amino acids)
Molecular function (GO): NAD+ poly-ADP-ribosyltransferase activity; NAD+-protein-arginine ADP-ribosyltransferase activity
Source: RefSeq, a predicted model, not a curated record
CAUUUUCCACUGAUGUGGAAGGUAAUAUCACUGACAAGGGUCAGAAUUUACUCUUCUAUUUACUUUUUCUACAAGCUUGACAAAAACUGUGAGUUAUUAGAGUGAUGUGAUGUUAAUUUAAAAAAACCCAAACACUUUUGAUGUAAACAUAUCAAUCUAACUGCAUAAUUGGAAAAUGCAAAGAUAACAGCUUACAGUGAGAUGUCUCUGAUUAUCUUCAAGAAUGUAGAUAUUAGCAACUGAGUUUGGUUCACGUCUCAUCCAAGAGGUUUCUGCAGUUGUAUGUGAAGGUUUGACCCCUGAUUGGAACGACCUGCAGCUGAUGAAAGACACGCCUUUCCCUUCAAUCACCACAUCAUCACCACACAGCAUGUGUGAAGUCACCUGCGGUUUAAAUGCCGGUGAAUCCUGGAGGAAGAGAGAUGGCCAUGAUGGGAGUUUUGGCCGCAGUGAUGAUAUUGAUGUUUGCGAUCUGUACAGGAUUUGCAAAGACGUCUGCAGAAUCUGGGUUAAAAAGUCAAGUCCCACUGGAUCUGGCUCUGAAUGCAGUGGAUGACAUGUACACUGGUUGCAAGGACAAGAUGGACUACAGGGUGAGGAAGCUGUAUCUGCCAAAUGAGAAAAACGGCGACAAAAAUUUCACCCUGGCCUGGGUCGAAGCCGAGAAAAACUACAACAAAAAAUGGAAGCGUAAGAAGGGAAUGAAACCUUCCUCUGGACUGGGUAAAGAACAGAUCAUGGCUAUUUAUGUUUACACUCUCGACAAACCAAAGGUCUACCUUGAUUUCAAUGAUGCCGUUCGAAGCAACAGGUCUGUGUACUUGACCAAGUUCAGGUAUCACGCACUUCACUUUUUCCUGACCUAUGCUCUUCAAACGCUCAACUCCCGAAAACCUGAAGCCGAGAGAUGCGUGACUGGCUACCGCAGAGCAAACCGCUGCUUUGGACAAGACGUCCUCAACAAGGUGAUUCGCUUUGGCUCCUUUACCUCCAGCUCGAUGGGUUGGUACCCAAGCGCUGAUCGAUUCGGCGACAAGUCUUGCUUUGAGAUUGUGACAUGCUUCGGAGCGGACAUCUCGCUGUUCUCAAAGCUCGGAGAGUCCGAGAGGGAAGCGCUGAUUCCUCCCCAUGAGGUUUUUAAAGUAACAAGAAUAGAGAGGAGAGCUGAUCACAAGAAUCUGCCAUGUGACGUCGUGUAUAAACUGAAGAGCACAGGCACGACUCUCUCCAAUUUAAACUGUGCACUUUUUCGCAAACAUGCGGCGCCAUUGGUUAAAGAAGGAUGAGAAUAACUCUUUUGUCAUUUUGUGACUUAUGUUGGAGUUUCUAUUCAUUAGGAUCACCUUUCUA